Messenger RNA from Physeter macrocephalus (sperm whale), 2249 nucleotides. RefSeq names its product glycogen phosphorylase L (gene PYGL). Lineage: Eukaryota; Metazoa; Chordata; Mammalia; Artiodactyla; Physeteridae. Gene Ontology annotation, molecular function: glycogen phosphorylase activity; pyridoxal phosphate binding. The transcript has 12 exons. Gene Ontology annotation, biological process: glycogen catabolic process. Bases 79 to 1698 code for a protein of 539 amino acids. Gene Ontology annotation, cellular component: cytoplasm. The record is from RefSeq and is a predicted model, not a curated record.
GCGGCGAGAGGCGCAGGGCGACUCCGCCCCUGUCCUGCCGCCGGGUGUCUGGAGCCGCAAGUCCUGCUCGCCGCCGCCAUGGCCAAGCCCCUGACCGACCAGGAGAAGCGGCGGCAGAUCAGCAUACGCGGCAUCGUGGGCGUGGAGAACGUGGCCGAGCUGAAGAAGGGCUUCAACCGGCAUCUGCACUUCACGCUGGUCAAGGACCGCAAUGUGGCCACCCCCCGCGACUACUUCUUCGCGCUGGCGCACUCGGUGCGCGACCACCUGGUGGGACGCUGGAUCCGCACGCAGCAGUACUACUACGAGACGUGCCCCAAGAGGGUUUAUUACCUCUCUUUGGAAUUUUACAUGGGCCGAACAUUACAGAACACCAUGAUCAACCUUGGCCUGCAGAAUGCCUGUGACGAGGCCAUUUACCAGCUUGGAUUGGAUAUGGAGGAGUUAGAAGAAAUUGAAGAAGAUGCUGGGCUUGGCAAUGGUGGUCUUGGGAGGCUUGCUGCCUGCUUCUUGGAUUCCAUGGCAACUCUGGGACUUGCAGCCUAUGGCUAUGGCAUCCGAUAUGAAUAUGGAAUCUUCAAUCAGAAGCUUCGAGAUGGAUGGCAGAUAGAAGAGGCAGAUGACUGGCUCAGGCAUGGAAACCCCUGGGAGAAGGCCCGCCCCGAGUUCAUGCUGCCUGUUCACUUCUACGGGAAAGUAGAGCACACAGAGGCCGGGACCAAGUGGAUCAACACGCAGGUGGUCCUUGCUCUUCCAUAUGACACCCCGGUGCCUGGAUAUCUGAACAACACAGUCAACACCAUGCGCCUCUGGUCCGCUCGCGCACCCAAUGACUUUAACCUCACAGACUUUAACGUUGGAGACUACAUUCAGGCUGUGCUGGACCGGAAUCUGGCCGAGAACAUCUCCCGGGUCCUCUAUCCCAAUGAUAAUGUGAGUGAUCAAGCUUGCUUUCUCAGUGGAAACAGAAGCAGCUUAUUUCAGAAGCACCUAUUCAGUAGCCAUAAAGCACAUACUGCCAGCUACGUGAAUGCUUGGAUACCAUACAAGCAGAUCCAGAGAGACAGAAUCACUAAUUCUAUCACUAAUGCCUUGCUUGCAGUCAUUCCAGCCACAGAUCUGUCGGAGCAGAUUUCUACCGCAGGCACCGAAGCCUCGGGGACAGGCAAUAUGAAGUUCAUGCUGAAUGGGGCCCUGACUAUCGGGACCAUGGAUGGGGCCAACGUGGAAAUGGCCGAGGAAGCCGGGGAAGAGAACCUGUUCAUCUUUGGCAUGAGAGUAGAGGACGUGGCUGCUUUGGACAAGAAAGGGUAUAAGGCAAGAGAAUAUUAUGAGGCACUUCCAGAGCUAAAGCUGGCCAUCGAUCAAAUUGACAAGGGCUUCUUUUCUCCCAAGCAGCCUGACCUCUUCAAAGACUUAGUCAACAUGCUAUUUUAUCAUGACAGGUUUAAAGUUUUUGCAGACUAUGAAGCCUAUGUCAAGUGUCAAGAAAAAGUCAGUCAGCUGUACAUGAAUCCAAAGGCCUGGAACAUCACGGUACUCAGAAACAUAGCCGCCUCAGGGAAAUUCUCCAGUGACCGAACAAUUAAGGAGUAUGCCCGGGACAUCUGGAACAUGGAGCCUUCUGACCUAAAGAUUUCCCUGUCCAGUGAACCCAGCAGUGGGGUGAACAAAGCCAAUGGAAAGUUAGACAAAUAACCAGGAGAGAGGGCAGUGCUUCUUGGUGUCAUAGCCCAUGUGCCUGUGUCAGGGUGAAUGACCCACAGCUCCCCUCUGCUGCCGCCUUCCCCCAAGUGAGCACGGGCUGCCCGGACCACUAGCACUUCUCAACGUAAGCAUUUGAUUGAACUGCUGACAAUCCAUCUCCUUUCACUGCUGCACAGCAAAAACCUAUUUCUAAGAACACUUCUAGAAGCUAAAGGAAAAUAAGUUCCAGAAGGUGGCUUUUUAGAAAAAGGGAUGAUAUAAUCAAGUUCACUAAAGGAAGAUCUGCCUGCAUCCUGUCCACUCUGCCAUGAGGUGCAAGAUGAAGGAGAGAGACUCACAGCCCUGGAGGUACAAGAAAUACUUUUUUCCAAAAGAACCACAGUCUACUCUCUAUUAACCACAUAAAAGGGAAAUAAAGAUGAUUCAAAAGGCAGAGGAUUCUUUAAAAAACCAUUUGAAUUUGUUUUAGAGCCAAGUUUCUUAAACCUUAGUGGGUCUUGGAGCCCUUUGAACAUGUAAUUAAAGCUAUGGACCCGCUGCCC